Messenger RNA from Zingiber officinale, 1677 nucleotides. RefSeq lists its product as uncharacterized. The transcript has 5 exons. Gene Ontology annotation, molecular function: DNA-3-methyladenine glycosylase activity. The record is from RefSeq and is a predicted model, not a curated record. Bases 69 to 1220 code for a protein of 383 amino acids. NCBI's taxonomy places the organism in Eukaryota, Viridiplantae, Streptophyta, Magnoliopsida, Zingiberales, Zingiberaceae. Gene Ontology annotation, biological process: base-excision repair.
GUCUAUAUAAACACUUUUGGGCUUCUCUGCUUUCUAUUCCUUUCCGAACUCCACAAAAGGAUCGGAACAUGUGCCACUCCAAGAUUAGAUCAUCCGAUGCCGCAUCGCCGGCGAUCGACGGCAGGCAAGUUCUUCAGCCGCCCUCCAACCGCAUCUCUCCUCUGGAAUCUCCCCGCCCGGUCAAGCACACUCUGCAGAAAUCGACUUCUCUCCCCACCUCAUUCGCCAACACUGCAGCCGCCGGAGUCUUUUCCAUUGACCACCCAUCACCGCCGAUACCGUCUACGAAGAUUACGGAAACGUCCCUUCUCAAGCGGAGGGGCGAGCCCAUCGGCCUCGACUCUAGCACCGAGAAGCUCCGCACGCCGAAGGCCUCGACCUGGUCACCUCCGGCGGCGGCGAGGAAGGAGAAGAAGAACAAGAAGCCAGAGAAGGUGAGUGGAGAAAUCCGGUUGGCGGACUUCUCUUCGGGACUGCUGCGCAACAGGGUUGCCGGAAGUGUCGCCGCUGCGCAGAGGGAGCACGCCGCGCUCGUGCAAGCCCAGAGGAAGCUUCGGAUCGCCCACUACGGGAGGACUCCGGCCAAGAUCGAGGAGUUGGCGGGUUCUAUUGAGUGUCCCGGCAUUGCCAUGAGCGCCUCCCAAGAAGAGAAGAAGUGCAGCUUCAUAACACCGAGUUCAGAUCCUGUGUAUGUUGCUUAUCAUGAUGAGGAAUGGGGAGUUCCAGUUCAUGAUGACAGGAUGUUGUUUGAGUUGCUUGUUCUAACAGGAGCUCAAGUGGGGAUGGACUGGACUACUAUACUGAAGAAGAGGAAUGAAUUCAGGGUGGCAUUUGCUGAAUUUGAUGCAGAGUCUGUCUCCAAGUUCACAGAGAAGCAGAUGGUUUCCAUCAGUGUGGAACUGAAGCUGGAUUUAGGAAGAGUUAGAGGAAUUAUUGAAAAUUCUAAGAGAAUUUUAGAGGUCAAGAGAAACUUUGGCUCCUUGGAUAAGUAUCUGUGGGUCUUCGUCAACCACAAGCCCAUCUCAACAAACUACAAGUCCUGCAGAAAAAUCCCAGUCAAGACCUCCAAGUCGGAAUCCAUCAGCAAGGACAUGGUUCGCCGUGGCUUCCGCUUCGUCGGCUCGACAAUUGUUCAUUCCUUCAUGCAGGCUGCUGGCCUGACCAACGACCACACCAUCUCCUGCCCUCGCCACCUCCAUUGCUCUCGUUUUGCCAACUGAUCCAUAAGUAUACUCUAAUUUAGUUGAUCAUAUCUGUCACAUCCUCUAGAUAUAUUUGUGAGGAGAAUGCUAAAGGUUGUGUGUAGAUAGAUAGGCAUAUGGGUGUGUGGUUUGUGGAGUGAUAGGAAUUAAUGCAUGAGCCAAUUGCUUCUUGUGAAGGAGGAGCAUGGCAUGUGAAGGUGGCAAGCAGAUGCAAGUGUAGUUGUUAUAAUGGAUAAUUUCUUUUUUCCAUGUGAUACAUGAUCACUGCAUGCCUCACUAUUCCAUGAUUUCUCAUCCUCCUCUUCAGCAAAACUAGUCCAUGUCUUAACCCUAAAUGUGUUGCUGAAUUAGGACCUUGUAAAAGUUUACAAUUGCAAAUUGAGUAGUGCAUUGAAGAUAGUAGUAGGUCAUACAGUGAUGUGCAUGUGGCUAUGUACUUUGCGUGAGGAAUAGUGUAUAGUGUUUCUUUCAUUCA